GCUUUCCUUCUUCUUGGAGAGGUGUUUACAGUACUUUUCUUUUGGGCCCGUUUCUUUUCUUUUCGAUAUUCCACCGUUUGACUUCCCUUAUACCGCACUUGCAUUUUCAGUAGGCUCCACUACUGAUGGGUAUGUUGGGGUGGUGAGAAUUGUUCUUGGGCAGUGAGCUAUCUUGGUUUUAGAGACCAUUUUUUUGGGUGUGCUAAUUUACUCGAAAUAUUCCGGGAUUUGGGUUUUGUGUGGAGGUUUUUGAUUAUUUUAACUAUUUCGAAGGGGUUUGAGACUUUUAUAGCUUGGAGUGGGAGAAAGUAAGAAGUAGCAAAGGGGAAGAGAAGAGCAAUGGCAGGUGGUCAUGGAGGUGGUGGAGGAGGAGGAGGAGCUGCACCGCCGCCCAAGCAGGAUGAGUUGCAGCCUCAUCCUGCCAAAGAUCAGCUUCCCAGUGUUUCUUACUGCAUUACCAGUCCUCCUCCUUGGCCCGAGGCUAUACUACUUGGAUUCCAGCACUACCUUGUGAUGCUAGGGACCACAGUUCUGAUUCCCUCCUCUCUGGUUCCCCAGAUGGGAGGAGGAAAUGAAGAGAAAGCGAAGGUGAUUCAGACGCUACUGUUUGUUGCUGGUUUGAACACAUUGACUCAGACAUUGUUUGGAACCAGAUUACCUGCUGUGAUUGGAGGGUCUUACACCUUUGUUCCAACGACACUUUCGAUUGUCUUGGCUGGUCGAUACAAUGGAAUUUUAGAUCCUGUUGAGAAAUUUGAGAAGAUAAUGCGAGGUAUCCAGGGAGCCCUUAUUAUGGCCUCAACUCUUCAGAUUGUCAUUGGUUUUAGUGGCCUUUGGCGUAAUGUCACAAGGUUCUUGAGUCCACUAUCUGCUGCUCCUUUGGUAGCUUUGACGGGCUUUGGGCUCUAUGAGUUUGGAUUUCCUCUGCUUACAAAAUGCGUGGAAAUUGGACUGCCCCAGCUCAUCUUUCUAGUUAUCUUUUCACAGUAUAUACCUCAUUUGAUAAGUGGAGAUAGGCAUAUCUUUGAUCGCUUUGCUGUUAUAUUUUCUGUAAUCAUCGUGUGGAUCUAUGCUCACCUACUCACUGUGGGCGGUGCGUACAAGAAUGCACCACCAAAGACACAAUUAAGCUGCCGAACAGAUCGUGCUGGAAUCAUAAGUGCAGCUCCAUGGAUAAGGGUCCCAUAUCCAUUUCAAUGGGGAGCUCCAACAUUUGAUGCUGGAGAAGCUUUUGCUAUGAUGGCUGCUUCUUUUGUCGCUCUUGUUGAGUCCACUGGUGCCUUCAUUGCUGUCUCAAGGUAUGCGAGUGCAACUCCUUUGCCACCUUCUAUUCUCAGCCGUGGUGUAGGUUGGCAGGGAGUAGGCAUAUUGUUCUCUGGGUUAUUUGGAACCGGGAAUGGAUCAUCCGUGUCUAUUGAAAAUGCUGGUUUGCUUGCAUUGACACGAGUUGGCAGCCGUAGAGUCGUGCAAAUAUCUGCUGGUUUCAUGAUUUUCUUUUCCAUACUUGGGAAAUUUGGGGCGGUCUUUGCUUCAAUUCCGGCGCCAAUUAUUGCAGCUUUGUAUUGUCUUUUCUUCGCUUACGUAGGAGCUGGAGGUCUCAGUUUCCUACAGUUUUGUAACUUAAACAGCUUCAGAACAAAGUUCAUACUGGGAUUCUCAAUUUUCAUGGGCUUAUCAAUACCACAGUAUUUCAACGAGUACACAGCAGUUAAGGGUUAUGGCCCUGUCCACACCGGAGCAAGAUGGUUCAAUGAUAUGAUCAACGUGCCGUUUUCAUCAGAGCCAUUUGUUGCUGGUUUAUUGGCACUAUUCCUAGAUGUCACCUUGCAGCGGAAAGUCAGCGCAACCAGGAAGGACCGGGGGAUGCCUUGGUGGGACCGGUUCCGAUCAUUCAAGACAGAUACGAGGAGUGAUGAAUUCUAUUCGCUGCCCUUCAAUCUCAACAAGUUCUUCCCAUCUGUGUAAUUUCGGGUCUUGGGAAAUCAAACAUAGGCUUAUGAUCGAGUCAUGGAGUUAUGUCCCCAAAUAGCUCAUUGGUGGUAUUGCACUUUAUUAUUGCAUUCUUUUUGCAGCUUUAUCGUCCUUUUUCCACAUGUCAAACUUGGGUUUGUGAGCCGGCCGGCGGGCGCAAUGAGACCCACUUGAUCACACUUGAGAGUCGGUGAUUUGAUACAAUAUGUAUGACAGUAUUAGCUUUGAAGUCUUAUUUUUGUUUUGUAUGAGAAGAAUAUCUUCAGAGGUUGGUUUCAAGCCUCAUCUA
Rhododendron vialii is the source of this 2260-nucleotide messenger RNA. Its product is annotated as nucleobase-ascorbate transporter 7-like. Gene Ontology annotation, biological process: transmembrane transport. Gene Ontology annotation, molecular function: transmembrane transporter activity. The record is from RefSeq and is a predicted model, not a curated record. NCBI's taxonomy places the organism in Eukaryota, Viridiplantae, Streptophyta, Magnoliopsida, Ericales, Ericaceae. The transcript is spliced from 14 exons. Gene Ontology annotation, cellular component: membrane. The coding region runs from base 340 to 1965 and encodes 541 amino acids.